AUGGAGACGCCCGGGAGAAAUCAGCACCUUUCAACAAGGCCCUCUGAGCCAGUGGAAGUCAUCGAGCUUACCACGCGUGCUGGUGGUUCUAGCAGCAGGGAGGACAUUGAAGCCCAGUCGUCACCAUCUGGAAACAGCUCUACUCAGGCAUCUAGUUCAAAGGUGCCCAAGCAGGGGGUCGAGCCUGUCCCUAGGAUUGAGGCCGCUGCUCCAGAGCCACAGCCUGGAACUGCAAGCAAACCGCUGAGUUCCAUGUUGCGUCAGAAAUGUCGAGAGCUGUGGCACCCUCUUUGCGUCACUGUCUUGGGAAUUGGUCUCAUUAUCGCUGCUACCGUUUUCUGGGCCCGUGGAGACAUCUACAAGCCUUUCCGAGUCAGGGCCGCAACCAGGGAUCUGUUCGAGGCCACCAUCGUCUUCGGGAUUCUCCCUUACCACAACCUCAUCAUCGCUUACGACAUGUUCAACCGGACCAAGGCCCCCAUAGUCAACAUGGCCGGCCCCUUGGGCAGGGAGGAGCGCAGGCGCCUCUAUCACGACAAGGAGAACAUGGGCGUCCUGGGUGCCACCGCGCUCCGCAGCGUGCUGCUGGACUACGUCGACCCGGGCCCCAUCACGGGCACAUUCUCCGCGCUCAGGGCCGGCCACUUCAAGGUCGCGUUCGGCACGCUGCUGGCGCUGGUCAGCGCCGAGCUGUACACCUUCCUGGGCCAGCUCUUCUACCUGCUCGACUACGACGUGAGCGCCGACGGCCACUACCGCAUGGAGGUCUGGCCGCGCAUGUUCUACGCCGUCUACGCCAUCCUGGUAGCCUACUGCCUCGGCAUCUGGCUGCUGCGGCCCCGGGUCUGCGUCGCCCACCCCGGCCGGCCCGUCUUCACGCUCCUGGACCUCGCGCUGCUAGCGCGCCACAGCCACAUCCUGCAGUGCCCCGAGUUCUCGGUACCUGCCGGGCAGGGCGAGCAGCACCUGCGCGCCCAGGUCCUGCUCGCCGACCGCGUCUACCGUCGGCCACUUCAGGGGCACUGA
Messenger RNA from Gaeumannomyces tritici R3-111a-1, 1026 nucleotides. RefSeq lists its product as hypothetical. The record is from RefSeq and is a predicted model, not a curated record. NCBI's taxonomy places the organism in Eukaryota, Fungi, Ascomycota, Sordariomycetes, Magnaporthales, Magnaporthaceae. Bases 1 to 1026 code for a protein of 341 amino acids. The transcript is spliced from 2 exons.